UCACAACAUUCUCCUGCAACCUCACAACUAGUAUUUCCUCUCUCUCUCUCUCUCUCUCUCUCUCUCUCUCUCUCUCUACAGUUUUCUAGGAAUCAAUGGCAGACGCUCAUAUGGGGGAAGAAACAGAGACGUUCGCGUUCCAGGCGGAGAUCAACCAACUCCUCAGCCUCAUCAUCAACACUUUCUACAGCAACAAAGAGAUCUUCCUCCGUGAACUCAUCAGCAACUCCUCUGACGCGCUGGAUAAGAUACGGUUCGAGAGCUUGACGGACAAGAGCAAGCUCGAUCCUCAGCCGGAGCUUUUCAUUAGGAUCGUACCUGACAAGGUGAAUAAGACCCUCUCCAUCAUCGACAGCGGCGUUGGAAUGACUAAAUCAGAUUUGGUGAACAAUCUGGGGACAAUCGCUAGGUCCGGGACGAAGGAGUUCAUGGAGGCGUUGCAGGCAGGGGCUGAUGUGAGCAUGAUUGGUCAGUUUGGUGUUGGAUUUUACUCGUCUUAUUUAGUUGCUGAAAAGGUCAUUGUGACAACCAAGCACAAUGACGAUGACCAGUACGUCUGGGAGUCUCAAGCUGGUGGAUCAUUCACUGUUACGAGGGAUGUUAAUGGAGAGCCUCUGGGAAGAGGAACCAAAGUUACUCUAUUCCUCAAGGAAGAUCAGUUGGAGUUCUUAGAGGAAAGAAGGUUGAAAGACCUUGUGAAGAAGCAUUCUGAGUUCAUCAGUUACCCUAUCUACCUCUGGACCGAGAAAGCCACCGAGAAAGAAAUCAGUGAUGAUGAAGAGGAGGAAACCAAGAAGGAAGAGGAAGGUGCUGUCGAGGAAGUGGACGAGGAGAAAGAAAAAGACACCAAGAAAAAGAAGAAGAUCAAGGAGGUGUCUCAUGAGUGGGAACUUAUCAACAAACAGAAACCAAUUUGGAUGCGAAAACCUGAAGAAGUCACAAAGGAAGAGUAUGCCGCAUUCUACAAAAGCUUAACCAAUGAUUGGGAAGAUCACCUUGCUGUGAAACACUUUGCUGUUGAAGGGCAGCUCGAAUUCAAGGCCAUCCUCUUUGUUCCAAGGAGGGCACCAUUUGAACUUUUCGACACAAGGAAAAAGAUGAACAAUAUCAAGCUUUAUGUCCGAAGGGUGUUCAUAAUGGAUAAUUGCGAAGAGCUUAUUCCCGAGUACUUGAGUUUUAUUAAGGGUGUUGUCGACUCUGAUGAUCUUCCGCUCAACAUUUCGCGAGAAAUGCUUCAACAAAACAAAAUCUUGAAAGUGAUUAGGAAGAACCUUGUGAAGAAGUGUAUUGAGAUGUUCAAUGAAAUCGCCGAGAACAAGGAGGAUUACAACAAGUUCUACGAUGCUUUUUCCAAAAACAUCAAGUUGGGAAUUCAUGAAGAUAGCCAAAACAGAGCUAAGCUAGCAGACCUCCUCCGCUAUUACUCAACGAAGAGCGGUGAUGAGAUGACAAGUUUGAAGGACUACAUAACUAGAAUGAAGGAGGGUCAAAAGGACAUUUACUACAUCACUGGGGAGAGCAAAAAAGCUGUUGAGAAUUCGCCGUUCUUGGAAAAACUCAAGAGGAAAGGUUAUGAAGUGCUUUUCAUGAUUGAUGCGAUUGAUGAGUACGCGGUUGGGCAACUGAAGGAAUACGACGGGAAGAAACUGGUUUCAGCAACAAAAGAAGGGUUGAAAAUCGAGGAUGAAUCAGAAGAAGAGAAGAGGAGAAAGGAGGAAAAGAAGCAGUCAUUCGAGAGUCUUUGCAAAGUGAUCAAGGACAUUCUGGGAGACAAGGUGGAGAAGGUGGUGGUUUCCGACAGAAUCGUGGACUCCCCAUGUGUUUUGGUCACCGGUGAGUACGGUUGGACUGCUAACAUGGAGAGGAUAAUGAAGGCUCAGGCUUUGAGGGACAACGCCAUGAGUUCAUACAUGUCUAGUAAGAAGACGAUGGAGAUUAAUCCGGACCAUGGCAUAAUGGAGGAGCUGAGGAAGAGAGCGGAGGCAGAUAAGAACGAUAAGUCUGUCAAGGAUUUGGUGCUGCUGAUUUACGAGACAGCGCUGUUGCAAUCCGGGUUUAGCCUUGAGGACCCGAACACGUUUGCUGGGAGAAUUCAUAGGAUGCUGAAGUUAGGGUUGAGCAUCGAGGAGGAUGAGACUGGUGAUGAGGAUAUUGAGAUGCCUGCUUCGGAGGAGGGGAAUGAGGAGAGCAAAAUGGAGGAAGUUGACUGAAAAUGGGAGGGGUCCACCAAUAUAAGUACAUGAAGUCUGUGUGUGAAAUCUGAAUAGGUAGUUCUUUUGUUGUUCUAUUGUUAGUUUGUUUUUGUUCUGCUGCUGUUGGUUUGGGAGUCCUUUCAAGUUGUGUCAUGUGCAGUAUAGCUGGAAUGUAAAUCUUUUGCGAGUUCGUAUA
This is a messenger RNA of Rhododendron vialii, 2388 nucleotides long. RefSeq names its product heat shock protein 83-like. Gene Ontology annotation, molecular function: ATP binding; ATP-dependent protein folding chaperone; ATP hydrolysis activity. The record is from RefSeq and is a predicted model, not a curated record. The coding region runs from base 96 to 2210 and encodes 704 amino acids. Gene Ontology annotation, cellular component: perinuclear region of cytoplasm; protein-containing complex; cytosol. Gene Ontology annotation, biological process: protein folding; protein stabilization; cellular response to heat. The transcript has 4 exons. NCBI's taxonomy places the organism in Eukaryota, Viridiplantae, Streptophyta, Magnoliopsida, Ericales, Ericaceae.